Messenger RNA from Anastrepha ludens (Mexican fruit fly), 378 nucleotides. RefSeq names its product protein GVQW3-like. The record is from RefSeq and is a predicted model, not a curated record. The transcript has a single exon. NCBI's taxonomy places the organism in Eukaryota, Metazoa, Arthropoda, Insecta, Diptera, Tephritidae. The coding region runs from base 1 to 378 and encodes 125 amino acids.
AUGACGGAACGAUUGGAGCGGUGUUACUGCAUAAAAUUUUGCCAGAAACUGGGCGAUUGUCAGGUGGAAACCAUUCGAAAGCUUCGGACGGCUUUCGGUGACGAUACUAUGGGCAUCACACAGAUUAAGGAGUGGUUCAAUCGGUUUAAAAACGGUCGUACAUCGGUGGAGAGCGAGCCACGCUCUGGUCGACCAUCGACAUGCCGAAAUGAGCAUGUCGUUGCCAAAGUGAACGCUGUGGUGAUGCGGGACCGUCGUGCGACUAUUCGAGAUAUUGCAGAAGAGGUAGAUAUCAGCACUUUUUCGGCUCACUCCAUUGUUACCGAAGACUUGACCAUUAAGAGAGAGUCGCGGCUAAAUUUGUGCCGAAGCUGCUGA